AGCUAGCUUGACACGUUGUCCUUGUGUUUUGUUGUUUCGGUCCAUUGUAUUUUUUCGGACGGAUAUACAGGUCAUCUUACUUUGGGGAUUUUCCUUUUAAUCGGCUAAUAGAGUUAUGCUGACAGACACUGAGGAUGGCUGAAAGUCUAGUCAGCCCAGAGGGGGUCUCCACCCAACAUCAUUCAAACAGUGAGGAGCAGUCCGAGGCAGAUGGUUCUAGUCCUCCACUUGAACCUAACAGCCUGUCUGCUGCCCAGCGAGAGGUCCUGGAGCGCUGCCUGCAUGCGCUCACUCAUGCCAAGAAUGACAGCCACAUUUUGGCAGCACUUCUCCUGAUUACACGGUUAUGUCCAGCCAGUCAGCUGGACAGGGUGACCCUGCAUCGCGUCUUUGAAGCAGUGGGUUUCAACCUCCCUGCACGCCUGCUGGUAACUGCCGUCCGGGGGGGCGAGAGCUCUGGGCUUCCACCUGAGGAGCUUCUGUCUCUAGGCACUGCCCUGCUGGCUGCUCUCAGCACAGACCCAGACAUGGCCACCCAUCCUCAGCUACUGAGUACCAUCCCUCUCCUCCUGGGCCUGCUUGAAAGUGGAAUACCGGUCAGUCAGAAACAAGCCCAGCACACGACAGUGUCUCAGUCCACAUGUUCUGACUCGAGUCCAAAUACGAAUGCCUGUUCCACUCAGACAGACCAAAGCACUCCAGGAGAGGAAGAACCAAAAGGUUCUUCUGGAUUAGGCAGAGAAGAUGAACCAGCUGUAUGUAAACUGGAUGAGGCAUUGGCAGCUGACUGCUAUCAGGUUUUGACCACUGUGUGUUCCCUCUCACGUGGCCCUGACCAGCUGCUGGCCCGUGGUACCAUACCUGCUCUUUGCAGGGCUGUGUUGAAAAAACAGACUCUCAGCCAUGAGAAGGGUCUUCUGUUGCUAGGUAACCUCCUGUCCAGCAGUAUUAGGCAGCGGGCGUGGAGCAAACACCCGUCAGAACUUCUCUCUCUUCUCGCUAGCAUCUCUCAGAAUUUUAGCCAAGCUCCAGAGAAGGAUCGCCUAGAGAUGUGCUCUUGGAUACCACAGUUUCUCCCUCCGCCAGAAAGUGAGCUGCAGUCCCAAGAGCUCCAAGGUGUGGUUUGUAGUCUGUGGGCAACAUUAUGUCCAAUGGUCCAAGGUAAACUCGGCAUAGAUCAGCUGGGCAAUGUUCUGGUUCUGUCCGCUUGCCUAUUGGACUUAUCUGGCUGGGAGCCAGCUGGCUCACCGAAGUUCUGCUGUCUACUGGUAAAUCGUGCAUGUGUGGAGGUGAGGAUGGUUCUGGAGGAGCCACCAGGUACACAGCUCUCUGCUCAGCAGCAGCACACACUCACUGCCUGUUACCGCAUCAUGGAGGCAGCCAUGGAGCAAGCGUGUUGUGGGGGGACUAAUCCCAGUCCAGCGCAGUCAGAGACUGCCAUUGCUGGGUUGAGUCUGCAGCAGAGCAGGCAGGUUCUUGGGGCUCUGGAAGAGGCUUACUCUGCAGUCAUUUACUAUCUCCAGCAGAUGGACCCUAGCCACUAUGAUGAGCCCUUCCUUUUCGCCACGUUCCGCUCUCUUUGCGCCUGGCUGGCUGAAGAGACUUCGUGUCUGAAAGAGGAGGUCAGUGCCCUCUUGCCUUUCCUUAUUGGCUAUGCCAAACAUCACCUACAAGAGAGAAAAGGCAAAGGACUGUCUGAAUGGAUGUCGACGAUGUCUGUCAGUGACUGCUCGCAGGCUGGAACAUGGACAGGAGAGAAUGUCCUGAGAUAUCUCCUCCCAGCACUGUGCCACUUGUCAGCUGAAGAUGGUCCAAGAAAGGUGCUCCUUUCUUUAGAUACUCCAGCCAUGCUGGUACACUUUCUCAGCCGGGGUUGGGGGGUGCUGAGGACACAGAGUGGGAAAACAGUAAACAGAGAUCCAGGUCUGGAAACGGCCUGCUCUGCCCUGCUCAACUUCACAGUCACAGAGCCAGACCGGGUCAGGACUGAUGCCUGCUUUGCCUCACUUGAAGCAAUGCUGAGUGAAGCGCUUCCUGUACUCCUUCAUAAGUCACGUCUCUUGGUCCUGGCAGCCAACUGCUGCACUCUGGGUCUCAUGAUUGGCAGACUGAAACCGGCCUUCACAGGUCCGGUGGAGUCCAGUCAGCGACGCUUCUUCUCCUGUGCCCUGCGGUUCCUGCUGGGGGCCCUGCAAGCAGGUGACGCUGGGGGGCAGGCGAGGCUCAGCCCUCUGUGGGAGCCCUGCUGGGAGGAGGUGAAUGAACUCUGGAGGCUUGGGCUGCAGGCUCUGGCUGGCUGUGUGAACGCACAGCCCUCAAUAACCACCCUGGUCAGAGAAGAAGGCUGGCUACAGAGUAUCCUCAGCCUGCUGGAGUCCAGCAGUGGCCUCCCAGACCCCCAUUCUCAGCAAGCUUUAGAGGAGGCCCUGUGCGGCAUCGCCCGCCAGUGCCCAUUCUGUCGCCAAGACAUCAGUGAAUCCAUGAAGAGAGGAGGAAGAGGCUCUCUACACGGCAUGGCACAGCUGAGGAACGUGCUGAAGGACUGAGCUAUGACUGCCUGUUUGUGCACAUCUUUAAUCAUCUGGUGAUGAGAGGUUUUCAUUGUAUAUCAGAAAUGUGAUUUCUGUAGGGUUUUUUUUUCCAGUCCAGAAAAAUGAAUAAAAAAUAUUUUUGUUUAAA
Messenger RNA from Pygocentrus nattereri (red-bellied piranha), 2679 nucleotides. It is a transcript of the gene ncdn, whose product is annotated as neurochondrin. The record is from RefSeq and is a predicted model, not a curated record. Lineage: Eukaryota; Metazoa; Chordata; Actinopteri; Characiformes; Serrasalmidae. Gene Ontology annotation, biological process: neuron projection development; regulation of neuronal synaptic plasticity. The transcript has 7 exons. Bases 135 to 2546 code for a protein of 803 amino acids. Gene Ontology annotation, cellular component: dendrite.